Molecule: messenger RNA, 2239 nt
Organism: Cadophora gregata
Lineage: Eukaryota; Fungi; Ascomycota; Leotiomycetes; Helotiales; Ploettnerulaceae
Exons: 1
Coding region: 928-2037 (369 amino acids)
Source: RefSeq, a predicted model, not a curated record
GCGUUUAUGCGGCACAGAUUUUCUUAAGCGAAGUUGUGUGCUGUAGCCUGGUGAUGCCUAGCAUGUUUUUACAUCAAUUUUAUAGCCUUAAAAAAUAGCAAACUCCUUCCAUUCUUACUCAGGCUAUCUUCAGCAUAUCCAUCGAAUUGAUGUUGGUGUUGAAUAUUGCACGUGACAACUUACAGCUUCAGCAUGCCGGACAUGAGCUGGUUCUCCCAUCAUCAAGUGCUCCGCUACAGGGACAUGCUAGUAUCAUUCAAUGCUCCCAAACCAGUCAAGCUUGAGAGGUGUAGUCCUAGAACUACAAUUGACAUUAAUCGGAACUUCUUUCAUACCUGGGGAGCAUCUCGCUUAAUGUGGCACCAAACAUCCAACUUUGGGACCGAAUCCAUCACGCCAAAAAGGGAAGCUCUAACUCUUACUAGGGCCACAAAGUCAGUCCGUUCUCCGAUAUUGAAUUUUAUAUAGCAAAGAAUAAUUUUGCUUCUUGUAAGAAUGCAUUAUUGCUACAUAUCUUACAUUCAGCGUCAGUUCUCAAAAAUUCUGCAAAAACCCUACAAGUCACACCCACAGCAGAUACACAAUCAUGUCCAUCUUUGAGCCCCCACUCUCGGCCUUCUUCAUCGAGGGAAGGGACAUCUCAGAGCUUCCAUCUGUUAUCAGAGAGCAGUGGGAGAAUUUAGGAUACGGUGUUAUACAAGCGUUUUACCAGCUGUGAGUCCGACGUCCCCUGGCUGAUAAUAUUUGCUGAUAUCCUGCAGUCAUAGAAACUCAAAUGGAGAAGUCGCUUUCCACAAAGACUUCCAAAAAAUUGUAAUUCAAAACGCAUCUGCCAUCCAAAAGUUAAGUUCAAAAUGUAAAUACACUUUGGAAACGCUGCAGCCGAAAUUACCAAACCAUAUCAAUGAAAUAAAACAGCAGCAAGUCAUGUUCUACAACAAGUGUAGGAGACUGAUGUCACCUUACAUCCAGGCGCAUGUCGAUGCGCGACAAGACUCCGUGGCGCUCUUACGCCAUUGCAUGUCGUUUUUCAAUAUGCAACUCCAACUUAGCAGCAGCGAUUUCGGGAAAGCAGACUCACCAACGUCGGGGAUUUCGAGAUUCACAAGUCUCCCACUAGAGCUGCAGCUCGAUGUCAUAGAUCAGAUGAGCCUCUACGAAGCAGACAAAGCUGUUCGACGGAAUUUUCCCCAUCUCAUCCCGCGCUGGAUUCCUACCAUACCAACUCGUUUUGAGAGAUGGCUCCAUGAUUUGACAUCCCUUGAGAACAUGCGCUUCUUGAGCUGCGAUAUUCUCUGGUGGCAGACGCACGACCGCGACAUACCCCAAUCAUAUUAUCGACUUCAGUCGCCAAAUUUCCACCCAGACGUCGAGAUUCACCCCCGCCUAUUCAAAAGCGAGCACCCCAGCAAGGAGACCCUAACCUACUCCGUGAAAUAUGCCAAGAAACACCUCAUACUAGGCCUCCUGGCGCUGUACGAUCUUUAUCGCAGUACGGAACAAGAGAGAAUGAAGAUUUCCAUGAACAACCGGAUUCCCACCUACGACUGUCUCUCCUGGGACGCAUGCGAGAAGUGCGGAGGACCGGACAUACCCGUCUACGCUCUCCCCCUCACCUCUAAUCCCUCUCAGCCUAGCGAAUCGAUCCCUAUGCCCCCACAAGUCAUCAUCUUCCGCGACGAGCUGCACGAGAUAUUCAGGACUUUUGAAGUAGCGACCAGACCACUGGUUUUCGAAACACGGAUACUGAGGGACGCAAUGGACCUGCCCCAGGUGUGGGCAGAACAUUUCCGUCCAUAUUUGAAAGAUUAUCUCUGGACAGCAGCGACGUCUCCUGAGGAGGUGGGCUAUAUGACUUCUUUGGACUUGCGGGAGCCGGGGCGGCUUAUCUGGGUGGAUUAUGAAAAUCGGAGGGCUGUUGAAAGGUUGAAUCGACCGGACAUAACUCAGCUUGGGCCCAUUUACCGUCUAUUUCGAGCAGCCAGAGAAAUUGCGAGCGUUGUCUUGGGGUUCAUUUUUCGAAUUUUGGAUUUGUAAAGUUACUAUGAACCGAGGGACUGAUUUUGGGUAUCUGGGCAAUUCAUCAGACUUGCUCGAACUCAUAAAACCACUGUCUCCGUAGGAGAUACUUGUACCGUCAGCUCGAAUGGAUUCUUAAGUUACUUCAGAUACAGAUUGCAACUUAAUAUAAAUAGAAAUAAAAGGAUUCUCUGUACCUUUCUGCAGCUUGCUGUGCCUU